Messenger RNA from Oncorhynchus keta (chum salmon), 7469 nucleotides. Its product is annotated as glycine receptor subunit alpha-4-like. Gene Ontology annotation, molecular function: transmembrane signaling receptor activity; chloride channel activity; glycine binding. The coding region runs from base 1 to 1311 and encodes 436 amino acids. The transcript is spliced from 9 exons. The record is from RefSeq and is a predicted model, not a curated record. Gene Ontology annotation, biological process: nervous system process; regulation of membrane potential; chloride transmembrane transport. Gene Ontology annotation, cellular component: neuron projection; plasma membrane; synapse. Lineage: Eukaryota; Metazoa; Chordata; Actinopteri; Salmoniformes; Salmonidae.
AUGCUUCAUGGACUGGGCUCCUGUAAAGAGGAGAUAAAGUCCCCCAGUAGGACAGUCCCCUCCUCGCAGUCGCCGUCUGACUUCCUGGACAAGCUCAUGGGGAAAAGGUCUGGCUAUGACGCUCGCAUCAGACCCAACUUCAAAGGUCCGCCUGUGAAUGUCACCUGCAAUAUCUUCAUCAACAGCUUUGGGUCCAUCACAGAAACGACUAUGGACUACAGGCUCAAUGUGUUCCUACGGCAAAAAUGGAACGAUCCCCGAUUGGCUUACCAGGAGUACCCGGACAACUCCUUGGACCUGGAUCCCUCCAUGUUGGACUCCAUCUGGAAGCCUGACCUGUUCUUCGCUAACGAGAAGGGGGCUAACUUUCAUGAGGUCACCACUGACAACAAACUGCUGCGGAUAUUCCAAGAUGGGAGCGUACUAUAUAGCAUCAGGCUGACUCUCAUCCUGUCCUGCCCUAUGGACUUAAAGAAUUUCCCCAUGGAUAUUCAGACCUGUACCAUGCAGCUUGAAAGCUUUGGGUAUACCAUGAAUGAUCUGAUCUUCGAGUGGUUGGCAGAGAACCCGGUGCAGGUGGCUGAUGAUCUGACACUCCCUCAGUUCGUGCUGAAAGAUGAGCAGGAUCUGGGCUACUGUACCAAGCACUACAACACAGGUAAAUUCACCUGCAUCGAGGUUAAGUUCCACCUGGAGAGACAGAUGGGCUACUACCUGAUCCAGAUGUACAUCCCCAGCCUGCUCAUCGUCAUCCUGUCCUGGGUCUCCUUCUGGAUCAACAUGGAUGCUGCCCCGGCUAGAGUGGGCCUGGGCAUCACCACCGUGCUCACCAUGACCACCCAGAGCUCUGGGUCCCGGGCCUCUUUACCCAAGGUGUCCUACGUGAAGGCCAUUGACAUCUGGAUGGCCGUGUGCUUGCUGUUCGUGUUCGCUGCGCUGCUCGAGUAUGCAGCAGUCAACUUUGUCUCGCGGCAACACAAGGAGUUUAUCAGGCUGAGGAAGAAGCGGCGGCGGCAGAGAAUAGAAGAGGAACUGGUGAGAGACAGCCGUGGGUUUUACUUCCGUGGCUACGGACUGGGUCACUGCCUGCAGACCAAGGACGGAACGGCGGUGGAAGGGGCCACAAUCUUCGCCCCACCAGUGUCCACCAUGUAUAAUGGAGAGGCGGUCCGCAAGCGCUUUGUGGACCGGGCCAAGCGCAUCGACACGAUAUCCCGUGCAGUCUUCCCUCUGAGCUUCCUCUUCUUCAACAUUUUCUACUGGAUUACCUACAAAGUGCUGCGACAUGAGGACAUCCACGCAAAUUUGUAAUACGCUCUUUGCUCUAUUCCCAACGACCUUUAAUUGUUACAUGCUACUUUUUUUUCAUUGUUUUUUUUUCAACCAAAACUGCCUAUCAGAUAUACAUUAAAAGUGUUUCAGGGGCAUAUGCUUCGCAACAGUUGCCAUUGAUGCUAAAAACUCUGUGCUCAGGUGCGUCUUCAGGAUUUCAGAGAGAGAGAGAGAGAGAGAGAGAGAGAGAGAGAGAGAGAGAAAGUGUGUAUGAAAAGAAAGUGAAGAUGUGAAUUUAAACUGGUGUUAGAGUGCUAUUUGUUAUUGCAUUCUCUUUUAUCUUAGUCAUCUUGUUUUGACUGGAUUACAGCAGAAACAUAAUAAUGCUAGUCUUUGAACUUCUGCCUGAACUCUGAACUAUGGCUCAAGGCAGAUACCACAAGGGAAUAUUAGUCAUGGCUGGAUGGAUACUACUGACUUGAAUUUUACCAAUCAACGCAUCUUUGAAUGAAUGUAAAAAAAAAAAAGAAGGAAAAAAUGCUUUUUUUUUACAACUUUACAAUGCCAAACAAAUGGAUGUGAGGGAGGGAUUGGGGUCUUUGAUAUUUCUGGAUUUAAAUGAGGUGAUGAUGAUAUGUUGUUUUAACUACAUAUGACAAAAUAUUAUAUACAGUGCAUUCGGAAAGCAUUCAGACACCUUGAGUUUUUCCUCGUUUUGUUACUUUACAGCCUUAUUCUAAAAUGUAUUAAAUCGUUUUUCCCCUAAUCAAUCUACACACAAUACCAUAUAAUGACAAACCAAAAACAGAUUUUUACAAAAACUUUUUUUUUAAAUAAAAAACAAAACAAUGGAAAAAAAAAUAUUUACAUAAGUAUUCAGACCCUUUACUUUGUUGAAGCACCUAUGGCAGCAAUUACAGCCUCGAGUCUUCUUGGUAUGACGCUACAAGCUUGACACACCUGUUUUUGUGGAGUUUCUCCCAUUCUUCUCUGCAGAUCCUCUCAAGCUCUAUCAGGUUGGAUGGGGAGUGUCACUGCACAGCUAUUUUCAGGACUCGCCAGAGAUGUUCGAUCGGGUUCAAGUCCAGGCUCUGGCUGAGCCACACAAGGACAUUCAGAAACUUGUCCCGAAGCCACUCCUGCAUUGUCUUGGCUGUGUGCUUCGGGUUGUUGUCCUGUUGGAGUGGGAACCUUUGCCCAGUCUGAGGUCCUGGUUUUCAUCAAGGAUCUCUCUGUACUUUCCUCAGUUCAUCUUUGCCUCGAUCCUGACUAGUCUCCCAAUCCUUGCCGCUGAAAAACAUCCUCACAGCAUGAUGCUGCCACCACCAUGCUUCACUGUAGGAAUGGUGCAAGGUUUCCUCCAGACGUGACGCUUGGCAUUCAGGCCAAAGAGUUCAAUCUUGGUUUCAUCAGACCCGAGAAUCUUGAGCACAACUGCAUCCUGUUUCCGCUGAUUCUACAACUUAAUUGGAGUCCACCUGUGGUAAAUUAAAUUGAUUGGACAUGAUUUGUGAAGGCACACACCUGUCUAUAUGCCUCUGUCAUGUGGCUUCCGUCUGGCCACUACCCGAUGGUUGUCCUUCUGGAAGAUUCUCCCAUCUCCACAGAGGAACUCUGGAGCUGUCAGAGUGACCAUUGGGUUGUUGGUCACCUCCCUGACCAAGGCCCUUCUCACCUGAUUGCUCAGUUUGCGCCGGGAGGCCAGCUCUAUGAAGAGUCUUGGUGGUUCCAAACUUCUUCCAUUUAAGAAUGAUGAGGCCACUGUUCUUGGGAACCAUUAAUACUGCAUAAAUGUUUUGGUACCCGUCUUCAGAUCUGUGCCUCGACACAAUCCUGUCUCGGAGCUCUACAGACAAUUCCUUCGACCUCAUGGCUUGGUUUUUGCUCUGACACGCACUGACAACUUUGGGACCUUAUGUAGAAAGGUGUGUGCCUUUCCAAAUCAUGUCUAAUCACUUGAUUUUACCACCGGUGGAAACAGGAUGCAGCUGAGCUAAAUUUCGAGUCUCAUAGCAAAUGGUCUGAAUAGUUAUGUAAAUAAAGUAUUUCUGUUUUUAAUUAUCAAUAAAUGUACAAUUCUAAAAACCAGUUUUCACUUUGUUAUUAUGGGGUAUUGUUUGUAGAGUGAUGGGUAAAAACAAUUCUUUAAAUCAAUUUUAGAAGGUUGUAAUGUAACAAAAUGUGGAAAAAGUCAAGCGGUCUGAAUGCUUUCCGAAAGCACUGCAUGUGUGUUUAUAUAUACAUACAGUACCCGUCAAAAGUUUGGACAAACCUACUCAUUCAAGGGUUUUUCUUUAUUUUUACUAUUUUCUACAUCAAAACUAGGAAAUAACACAUAUGGAAUCAUGUUAAACAAAACAAAAUAUAUUUUAUAUUUGAGAUUCUUCAAAGUAAUCACCCUUUGCCUUGAUGACAGCUAUGCACACUCUUGGCAUUUCUCAACCAGCUUCAUGAGUUAGUCACCUGGAAUGCAUUUAAAUUAACAGGUGUGCCUUGUUAAAAGUUCAUUUGUGAAAUGUCCUUCCUUCUUAAUGCGUUUGAGCCAAUACAGAAGCCCAAUUUGAAUUGAAUAAAGAACAAGUCCGUAUUAUGGCAAGAACAACAACAAAAAAGCAAAGAGAAACGACAAUCCAUCAUUACUUUAAGACAUGAAUGGUUAGAACUUGUUCUCAACUUGCCUAACUGGUUCAAUAAAAGUUCAAUAAAAAAAAUAAAAAAAAUACGGAACAUUUCAAGAACUUUGAAAGUUUCUUCAAGUGCAGUCUCAAAAACCAUCAAGCUCUAUGAUGAAACUGUCUUUCAUGACUGCCGGCACAGGAAAGGGACGUCUGCAGCAGAGGAUAAGUUCUUUAGAGUUACCAACCUCAGAAAUCGGCAAUUAGCUGCAUCUUAGAUUGAAGCCCAAAUAAAUGCUUCAGAGUUCAACUAACAGAGACAUCUCAACAUCAACUGUUCAAAGGAGACUGUGUGAAUCAGGCGUUCGUGGUUGAAUGGCUGAAAAUAAACCACUACUAAAGGACACAAUAAGAAGAAGAGAUUUGCUUGUGACAAGAAACACAAGCAAUAGACAUCAGACCGGUGGAAAUCUGUCCUUUGGUUUGAUGAUUCCAAACUUGAGAUUUUUGGUUCAAACCGCUGUGUCUUUGUGAGAUGCAGAAUAGGUGAAAGGGUGAUCUCCACAUGUGUGGUUCCCACCAUGAAGCAAUGAGGAGGAGGUGUGGUGGUGCAUUGCUGGUGACACUGGCUGAGAUUUAUUUAGAAUUCAAGGCACACUUAACCUGCAUAACUAACACAGCAUUCUGCAGCGAUACGCCAUCACAUCUGGUUUGUGCUUAGUGGGACUAUCAUUUGUUUUUCAACAGAACAAUGACCCAACACACUUUGAGUCUGUGUAAGGGCUUUUUGACCAAGACGGAGAGUGAUGGAGUGCUGCAUCAGAUGACCUGGCCUCCACAAUCACCCGACCUCCACAAAAUUGAGAUGAUAUGGGAUGAGUUGGACCACAGAGUGAAGGAAAAGCAGCUAACAAGUGCUCAGCAUAUGUGGGAAUACCUCCAAGACUGUUGGAAAAUCAUUCCAUUCCAGGGCAUUCCAAAGCUGGUUGACAGAAUACCAAAGGUGUGCAAAGCUGUCAUCAAUGCAAAGGGUGGCUACUUUGAAAAAUCUAAAAUCUAUUUCUUGGUUACAACAUGAUUCCAAAUGUGUUAUUUCAUAGUUUUGACGUCUUCACUAUUAUUCUAAAAUGUAGAUAUUUGCAAGAACAAAGAAAAACACUUGAAUGUGUAGGUGUGUCCAAACUAUUACAAGUUCUGUAUAUAUAGAGUUCAAGUCGGAAGUUUACACACACUUAGGUUGGAGUCUUAAAAAUAGUUUUGGUCCACUCCACAAAUUUCUGGUUAACAAACUAUAGUCUUGGCAAGUCGGUUAGGACAUCUACUUUGUGCAUGACACAAGUCAUUUUUCCAACAAUUGUUUACAGACAGAUUACUUCACUUAUAAUUCACAGUAUCACAAUUUCAGUGGGUCAUAAGUUUACAUACACUAAAUUGACUGCCUUUAAACAGCUUGGAAAAUUCCAGAAAAUGAUGUCAUGGCUUUAGAAGAUAGUCUAAUUGACAUAAUUUGAGUAAAUUGGAGGUGUACCUGUGGAUGUAAUUCAACUACUACCUUCAAACUCAGUGCCUCUUUGCUUGACAUCAUGUGAAAAUCAAAAGAAAUCAGCCAGGACCUCAGAAAAAAUUGGUAGACCUCCACAAGUCUGGUUCAUCCUUGGGAGCAAUUACCAAACGCCUGAAGGUCCACGUUCAUCUGCACAAACAAUAGUACGCAAGUAUAAACACCAUGGGACCAUGCAGCCUACAUACCGUUCAGGAAGGAGACGCGUUCUGGUGCGAAAGGGUGCGAAAAGUGCAAAUAAAUCCCAGAACAACAGCAAAGGACCUUGUGAAGAUGCUGGAGGAAACAGGUUAUUAUCUAUAUUCACAGUAAAACGAGCCCAUAUAUCAACAUAACCUGAAAGGCCGCUCAGCAAGGAAGAAGCCAGUGCUCCAACUGAACAUGGGGACAAAGAUCAUACUUUUUGGAGAAAUGUCCUCUGGUCUGAUGAAACAAAAAUAGAAGUGUGUUUGGCCAUAAUGACUAUCUUUAUGUCUGGAGGAAAAGGGGGGAGAAUUUUAAGCCCGAAGAAUACCAUCCCAACCGUGAAGCACGGGGGUGGCAGCAUCAUAUUGUGGGGGUGCUUUGCUGCAGGAGUGACUGGUGCACUUCACAAAAUAGAUGGCAUCAUGAGGGGGGGAAAUUAUGUGAAAAUAAGAAUUUGUUCUUGACUGACUUGCCUAGUUAAAUAAAGGUUUUAAAAAAGUCAGGAAGUUAAAGCUUGGUCGCAAAUGGGUCUUCCAAAUGGACAAUGACCCCAAGCAUACUUCCAAAGUUGUGGCAAAAUGUCUUAAGGACAACAAAGUCAAGGUAUUGGAGUGGCCAUCACAAAGCACUGACCUCAAUCCUAUAGAAAAUGUGUGGGCAGAACUGAAAAAGUGUGUGCGAGCAGGGAGGCCUACAAACCUGACUCAGUUACACCAGCUCUGUCAGGAGGAAUGGGCCAACAUUCACCCAACUUAUUGUGGGAAGCUUGUGGAAGGCUACCCGAAACAUUUGACCUAAGUUACACAUUUUACAGGCAAUAAUACCAAAUACUAAUUGAGUGUAUGUAAUCUUCAGACCCACUGGGAAUGUGAUGAAUGAAAUUAAAGCUGGAAUAAAUCAUUCUCUAAUAUUGUUCUGACAUUUCACAUUCUUAAAAUAAAAUAGUGAUCCUAACUGACCUAAAACAGGGAAUUUUUACUCUGAUUAAAUGUCAGGAAUUGUGAAAAACUGAGUUUAGAUGUAUUUGGCUAAGGUGUAUGUAAACUUCCGACUUCAACUAUAUAUAUACUCCGUUCAAAAGUUUGGCGUCAUUUAGAAAUGUCCUUGUUUUUGAAAGAUAAGUACUUUUUUUGUAAAGGUUUUGUCCUUCAACUAACAUUAUCUUGAUCAGGAAUACAGUAUAGACAUUGUUAAUGUUGUAAAUGACUAUUGUAGCUGUUUUUUUGUGGAAUAUCUAUGUAGGCGUACAGAGGCCCAUUAUCAGCAACCAUUACUCCUGUGUUCCAAUUGCACGUUGUGUUAGCUAAUCCAAGUUGAUCCUUUUAAAAGGCUAAUUGAUCAUUAGAAAACCAUUUUGCAAUUAUAUUAGAACAGCUGAAAACUGUUGUUCUGAUUAACGAUACAAAAUAAAACUGGCCUUCUUUAGACUAGCUGAGUAUCUGGAGCAUCAGCAUUUACAGGCUCGAAAUGGCCAGAAACAAAGCCCUUUAUUGUGAAACUGAUAAUGGGCCUCUGUACGCCUAUGUAGAUAUUCCAUGAAAAAUCGGACGUUUCCAGCACCAAUAGUCAUUUACAACAUUAACAAUGUCUACACUGUAUUUCUGAUCCAUUUGAUGUUAAUUCAAUGGACAAAAAAAAUGCUUUUCUUUCAAAAACAAGGACAUUUCUAAGUGACCAAAAUACGUUUGAACGGUAGUGUGUGUGUGUGUAUAUAUAUAUAUAUAUAUAUAUAUAUAAUGUAUGUACAAAUGUAUAAACUGUACAUAAACAGAGUUGUUCGUCGAUUGCACAGCACAGUAUUUCUUUUUGUCUAACAUUUGAAUAAAUGGAUAUUC